GAGUCAAAUUGACAAAACUAAGUUUCAAUAUCUCACAAGAAACAAUUGAAUUUGAAUGAAAAUAUUUUUGUUUAAGUAUUAUAAAUGAUUUAGUAAUUUUCGUUAGUUUAUAUAUAUUUAAAAUCAGCGAGUACACUUUAAAAGUUUUUUUUACAAAGAAUAUGACAGUUACUGCAGACAUGUCUGCAAAAGAGUUUAUUAACGAUUAUAAAGAAAAUUAUGGUAAGGUUCGUAAGCUAUUGGAUGAGGUCAGUAAAAAUGAUCCAGAAAAUGAGCCAUACUUAUCAAAAUACAAGGCCAGAGAUAUCCUAAAUACUAUGCACGACACAUUGAAAAACGUGUCUGAAUCUGAUACUAAUUUGGAUAAAAUAAAACUCGAUGCGAUGUUAGGAGUGGUACUUUUGAACAUCGGAAUUAUAGACAUGGAGACAGAGGAGCUAUCUGCUAGUGAAAAAGUAUUGAUAGACGCGGAAGACCUUUUGAUACCGAAUGCCUUAAAGCCUGAAACCGUAACAACUCUAAUAAAUGUUCAAAAUAACCUCGGCAUCUUGUGGUCUAACAGAGACGAGCCAGAAAAAGCAAAAUCGUAUUUACUGAAAGCGAAAACGCUUUACGAAGAUUUCAAAUGCACUUUACAAAUGCCUUUACCUAUCGAACAGAUAAUAAGCAAUACAGGUGAAACUAUAACUGGCGAUUUCAUGUUUCUAGAAAAAGCUCACACAUUAACAUUAUACUAUUUAGCACAAGUAUACGGAUCAUUGAAAGAAAAUUUAAAGUCUGCAAUAUAUUGUCAUGUUACACUAAGGAGACAGUUGCAGUAUUCUGAUUACGAGCCGAUUGAGUGGUCGUUGAAUUCUGCAACAUUAUCUCAAUUUUUCGCUGAGCAAAACGGUUUUUUCCAAUCAAGACAUCAUCUUGCUGCAGCAUCAGCUAUUCUAGAACAGUAUGAAGCUAAAUUGAUGGAGUCUGAAAGUGCGGAUGACAGUUUUCUGGCAAAAAAAGAAGUUUUUAAGCAUAGAUCGGCUGACGUUGCGAGAUGCUGGGCGAAAUAUUGUCUGUUACUAAUGACAGCAUCUAAAGCAAGGUUAAUGAAUGAUGGAGAGGAGAUCAGUGAUGCAAUUACAGAUAUGUCUAACCUAGAAUUGGAAGACAAUGAAAAUAUUUGUGGUGGUGAUAUUAAAAAAUUAAUAUUCUCUGAUCUAGAUGUUAGUAAAUAUGAAAAGAAAAUCGGAGACCAAUUUCUACUCACUUACCAAGACGCUAGAGAAGUGUUCUUAAGUUGUCAGAGUUGGUUGAAUAAGGCAAAAGAGUAUUAUAAGUUAGAUACAUUAGCUUCAGAUUAUAUAGAGUUAGUGCAAGAUAGCUCUCAGUCAUACUCAUACCUUGCUUUCUUUGAAGAAGAUGACGAAAGAAGGUCCAAAAUGCAUAAAAGAAGGGUUGAUAUGCUCGAAGAUUUAAUAAAAGAAAUAAAUCCAACAUACUACCUUCAAUAUUGUCGCCAACUUUGGUACGAAUUAGGGGAAGUCUAUUCAGAAAUAUUGAAUAUCAAAUUGGAUAAACUAAAUAAGACAAAGGAAAAACCGUCACCACAUCAUUUAAAGAAGAUUAACAUGUUGUGUGAAAAAAGUAUCGAAAAUUACGAUCACUUUUUGAAUUCAGUCAAAGAUAAAAAUGGUAAAAUGCCUUUUAAACUAGAUUUUGAUCUCAUCAGACCUGUUAUCAGUGCUUAUGCUUUUAUUGGUAGGAAUAGUAUGAAAAGAAUUGCCGUUGAUAAAAAUAUACAACUGGUACAUGUCAAGAAGAGCUAUGAUUCGUAUCAAGCAGUUGUUGAUAUUUGUAAGUAUGACAAAGAUGCAGCGAAAAUGAUGAAGGAAGAAUAUAGUUUGUGUCAAGAAAUGGUAAAUAUUUUGCCACUGAAGAUUAAAAAGCUAGAAAAUGAGCUAGUUGGAGGAUAGGCACUUCAUAAAGGCUGUAUAACAUUAGAAUCAAAUGAUCUGUUUUAUUAAAGAAGAUCAUUGUUUUUGAUAUUUUACGAAAAAAAAAACAUGUCAUGUCCUGCACAUAUUAGAAAGGCUUAAACAUUAUUGCAUCAAAUAAAAAAAAAAUCGGGAGCUAAAUUUAUUAACAUCCUUUAAUAUAAAAAUACAAAACCUUAUAGAACCGAGUGUAUUCUGUAGACUUUUUUCAUAGAUAAAAUAUUUAAUUUUAGGUACCUACCUACAUCAUAAAAUUUACCAAAAUGGCUCUCACAUGUAGUUGCUUAAUUUAUACAAUGUUUUUAUUUAUGUUGGAAAUAUGAAUAAAAUCUUACUCGUU
Melitaea cinxia (Glanville fritillary) is the source of this 2316-nucleotide messenger RNA. Its product is annotated as KIF-binding protein-like. NCBI's taxonomy places the organism in Eukaryota, Metazoa, Arthropoda, Insecta, Lepidoptera, Nymphalidae. Gene Ontology annotation, molecular function: protein binding. Bases 162 to 1955 code for a protein of 597 amino acids. The record is from RefSeq and is a predicted model, not a curated record. The transcript has 2 exons.